This is a messenger RNA of Alexandromys fortis (reed vole), 9120 nucleotides long. It is a transcript of the gene Sgip1, whose product is annotated as SH3GL interacting endocytic adaptor 1. Bases 432 to 2954 code for a protein of 840 amino acids. Gene Ontology annotation, biological process: actin filament polymerization; clathrin-dependent endocytosis. Gene Ontology annotation, cellular component: plasma membrane; actin filament; cytoplasm. The transcript is spliced from 25 exons. The record is from RefSeq and is a predicted model, not a curated record. Gene Ontology annotation, molecular function: actin filament binding. NCBI's taxonomy places the organism in Eukaryota, Metazoa, Chordata, Mammalia, Rodentia, Cricetidae.
CAAGAUCGCAGGAGGCGCGUCUCUCCUAAAACCCUGUAGUGGGGGCUGCAGUUGGCAGCUGUAGCCGAGGCUGCGAGAGAGGCUCCUCACCUGGGGCCGGCGGCGGCCCAGCUCGGAGGGAGGACGCGGUGGCGGCGGGGGUGGCGGUGGGACCCGCAGCCCGGGGUCGCGGCUGCAGAGCCCAGAGCGUGGGAGGAGACAGCGGUCUUAUGCCUGCGGCGGCCAAGGUUUAGGCUUCUGCCUUCAGCCCCCACUCCCGCCUCUCGCCCCAGAAAUGAGCUGGAGCAUCGCCGGUUUGAUUCCAGAGCCCGGAUCGGUAAGCAGAGCAGACCUCAGCAGCGGCAUUGUGAGGACUUAGCCGGGACCUGGAAGCGUAUCCUCCUGUGUUUUUUUCUGACUCCUUGGAAAUUAAGGAAUGCAAUUCUGCCACCAUGAUGGAAGGACUGAAAAAACGUACAAGGAAGGCCUUUGGAAUACGGAAGAAAGAGAAAGACACUGACUCUACAGGCUCCCCGGAUCGAGAUGGGAUGCAGCCCAGCCCACACGAGCCACCCUACCAUAGCAAAGCAGAGUGUGCGCGGGAAGGAGGCAAGAAAGCGUCGAAAAAAAGCAAUGGGGCACCAAAUGGAUUUUAUGCGGAAAUUGAUUGGGAAAGAUAUAACUCUCCUGAGCUGGAUGAAGAAGGUUACAGCAUCAGACCUGAAGAACCAGGCUCUACCAAAGGAAAGCACUUUUAUUCUUCAAGUGAAUCUGAAGAGGAAGAAGAAUCACACAAGAAGUUCAACAUCAAGAUUAAGCCAUUGCAGUCGAAGGACGUCCUUAAGAACGCUGCCACGGUGGAUGAGCUGAAGGCUUCGAUAGGCAACAUCGCGCUCUCCCCGUCGCCUGUGGGUGCAAUUAAAAGGAACUUAUCCAGUGAAGAAGUCGCAAGGCCCCGGCGUUCCACCCCAACUCCAGAACUUAUAAGCAAGAAGCCUCCAGAUGACACGCUGGCCCUCGCUCCUCUCUUUGGUCCACCGUUAGAAUCAGCUUUUGAUGAGCAGAAGACAGAAGUUCUUUUAGAUCAACCUGAGAUAUGGGGUUCAGGCCAACCAGUUAACCCAAGCAUGGAGUCUCCGAAGCUAGCAAGACCGUUUCCCACUGGAACGCCCCCACCUCUGCCUCCAAAAUCUGUACCAGCCACCCCACCUCGAACAGGCUCCCCCUUAACAGUGGCAACAGGAAAUGACCAGGCAGCCACAGAGGCCAAAAUUGAGAAACUACCAUCCAUCAGUGACCUGGACAGCAUUUUUGGCCCGGUGCUGUCCCCCAAGUCCGUUGCCGUUAACACUGAAGAGAAGUGGGUCCAUUUCUCUGAUGCAUCCCCGGAACAUGUUACUCCAGAGUUGACUCCAAGGGAAAAGGUGGUGACCCCACCAGCCGCAUCAGACAUCCCAGCUGACUCCCCAGCUCCAGGCCCACCCGGCCCCCCAGGCUCCGCAGGUCCCCCAGGGCCUCCUGGUCCUCGCAAUGUACCAUCUCCGCUCAAUUUAGAAGAAGUCCAGAAGAAAGUCGCUGAGCAGACCUUCAUUAAAGAUGAUUACUUAGAAACGCUCUCCUCUCCUAAAGAGUGUGGGUUGGGACAGAGAGCAACUCCACCUCCCCCACCACCACCCACCUACAGGACUGUGGUUUCGUCCCCCGGACCUGGCUCGGGCAGUGGUACGGGGCCCGCCAGUGGUGCAUCGUCUCCUGCGAGGCCAGCCACCCCCUUAGUUCCUUGCAGUACCACUCCACCUCCGCCUCCUCCCCGGCCUCCAUCCCGGCCAAAGCUACCGCCAGGAAAACCUGGAGUCGGCGAUGUGGCCAGACCCUUUAGUCCACCCAUCCACUCUUCCAGUCCUCCUCCGAUAGCUCCCUUAGCCCGGGCUGAGAGCACUUCUUCAAUAUCGUCGACCAAUUCCUUGAGCGCAGCUACCACUCCCACCGUUGUGUCGGAAGAUGAUGUUUUUUAUGACAAACUGCCCUCGUUUGAAAGGCGCUGUGACACGCCUGCAGAGAAUGAACAGCCUUCCCUCGUUUGGUUUGACAGAGGAAAGUUUUAUUUGACUUUUGAAGGUUCCUCCAGGGGACCCAGUCCUCUGACUAUGGGGGCUCAGGACACCCUCCCAGUUGCUGCAGCAUUCACAGAAACCGUCAACGCCUACUUCAAAGGAGCAGACCCGAGCAAGUGCAUCGUCAAGAUUACGGGAGAGAUGGUCUUGUCCUUCCCCGCCGGCAUCACCAGACACUUUGCCAACAACCCAUCCCCAGCCGCUCUGACUUUUCGGGUGAUAAAUUCCAGCAGGUUAGAGCACGUCCUGCCGAACCCCCAACUUCUCUGCUGUGAUAAUACACAAAAUGAUGCCAAUACCAAGGAAUUCUGGGUAAACAUGCCAAAUUUGAUGACUCACCUAAAGAAAGUCUCUGAACAAAAACCCCAGGCUACAUAUUAUAAUGUGGACAUGCUCAAAUAUCAGGUGUCUGCCCAGGGCAUUCAGUCCACACCUCUGAACUUGGCAGUGAACUGGCGGUGUGAGCCUGCGAGUACUGACCUGCGCAUAGAUUACAAAUACAACACGGACGCCAUGACCACCGCAGUGGCCCUUAACAACGUGCAGUUCCUGGUCCCCAUAGACGGAGGAGUGACCAAGCUCCAGGCUGUGCUUCCUCCAGCGGUCUGGAAUGCUGAACAACAAAGAAUAUUAUGGAAAAUUCCUGAUAUCUCCCAGAAGUCAGAAAAUGGAGGCGUAGGUUCUCUACUGGCAAGAUUUCAGUUAUCCGAAGGCCCAAGCAAACCUUCCCCAUUGGUUGUGCAGUUCACGAGUGAAGGAAGCACACUGUCUGGCUGUGACAUCGAGCUUGUUGGAGCAGGGUACCGGUUUUCACUCAUCAAGAAGAGGUUUGCCGCAGGAAAAUACUUGGCAGAUAACUAAUAAAAUCUCAUGCAAGGACUUGGAAGACCCAUGUCCUGGAGAACUGUUGUAUGAGAGACGGGUUUUAAUCUGGUUUGAUGAAAACCAACCGAUAUCUAUACUUGGGGUCCAGCAACUGGAAGGUCCUGGCUUUCAGCAGUGAUUUCCCACACACAGUCCUAUGAUGAUCAAUUCUACAGUAUUUACUUCUAGGUGUAAUAUUGUUAACGGUUUUAAAAUGUAAUUAUUGUAUUUGUAAACUGUACCUUCAUUCCAGUCAGGCACUUAGACACUUGAGUUUUAGUAAUUUCCAUUCCUGAAGCGGAUGUAAUUUAAAUUGUGGUAUGUAAAUUUAAUAGUAGUCCUGUGGAACGGCACAGUGCUUACAAAGAUAGAGUGCAUUUUGUCAAUAUAUAAAAUUUAAAUAUAAUGUUGAUAGUUAUCAUAAAGGGGGUGCCACACAUCAAGAACCUUAAAUGGAACCAGAAAAAAAAAAACUUACUUUUCUUCACUCCUUACUAUGUUUUCCUCUAGUGCUAAAGAAAACUUCUAGAUUCAGUUUAGUGGGUUAAACUCAGAAACUAUUUCAGAAAAAAAAAUUCUAAAGUUACAGCAUAUUCAAAGAGAAGCAUUAAUUACCACUUUUUAAAAAAAAGCUUUUUUUUCAAACUGCAAAUUUCAUAAAAAUGCAAACUGUGUAAACAGGGCCUCUUAUUUUUAUAACUUGUGUAAAAAGGGGAAAAGCAAUUCAUAUUUAAAGUUUAAGUAUAUUAAAUUCUAUCCAAGAGUGCAGAGGAUGUUGGAAUUUUACCUGAUCCCAUGCCCCCAUCUCUGCAGUUUAGCAGAUGUGGAGAUUGCUAAACCAUCAGAUUAAAGCCAACAUAAUUUUUAAAGUUUCAAGACUUUCUGUAGCUGAACUGGUUAAUAUUUUUGCACAAUUGCUCAGAGCAGAGGGGCUUGUCUCUUCCAGCAUCCAGGAGUACCCCGUUCCUUCUUUACUCACAAGAAUCAAAACAUUGAGAAUAUGGACCUUAGAGGGGGAAAAAAAAGUUGCCUGUUUUGAUCCAAAAAGAGAAUUUUAAACUUAUCAUGUACAUCUUUGGGGAAGGAAGAAAUAAGCUUUAUAUAUUAAAUUCUAUUAAUCUUGUUGUCCUAUGAAUAUUUUUGAAUGAUUUUAAGAUUCAUUGUAUAAAACUAUGAAUCUUUGCUGUUCUUGGGGAAUGGGAAGCACAGGGCAGUUGCCUUGAAGCUCCGUAAAUACCACAGUUCUGGGACUGGGGUGGGGGGUAUGCCCCACAGGACAGGAUCGGAGCAUUGUCCUGUGAGGUCUGAAGAUUCAGUCUUCCAGGAAGCCGCCAGUUGUUUCAACAGAGCAGUUCCUGUUCCGGACUAUCCUGCAAUUGAGUUGGGGUGUGUAGCCUUCGCUGCUGAAUUUCAUUUUGUAUUCACUCAAAUUUGACAAAGAUCUUCAGCUCCCUUCAAUUCUAAAAUCAGAUUAAAUUUUUUUAAGUCUUACUUCAACCGUGAGAUUUCAAUUGGCAGCUGUUUCUGGCGAGCUCCAUAGAUUAGUCUAUGUUCUCUUCAGUCAAUGCUUGCUAGAAGAAUGUCCAGUCCAAGAUGAUCUGUUUUACCUGGGAAUAAUUCAACUAUUCAAAAAAAAAAGAAAAAAAGAAAAGAAAAAAAAGGCUCUUCCCCAAAGCAGCCUGGCUUUGAAGGUUUAGGGUUUGGUUUUUUUUUUUUUUUUUGGUCUUUUUUUUUUUUGAACAAACUAAUUUGUUCACAAUAAGUUUGGUUUUGAAACAAAAAUAGAGAAAUAAAAUGUAAAACUUAAAUCUUAUGGAACAUGGGGAAAUGAAAAUUUAAGCCAAUGGAGGGUAAGGAGCAGAAAAAUGAAAUCUAUCUACAAUGUGAUUAUAAAAUGUUUUUAAGUAGUCAAUUCAUGGAAAAACAUCAAAUAUUAACAAGAAAGCAUAUUAAAAAUGUGUAAAUAUUACUGUUUCUCAUGUCUUUCUCUUUAUAUCUUAUUUUAUAUCGCUUUAGAAUGAAUUGCUCCUUAAAUACAUGGUGUUUCUUCCCAAAGAAUAAUUUUAUGGAUAUCGUAAAAACGUAUUUAAGAGAUAGAGAUUUGAAUAGUCUCUAACAUUAUUCAAAUGUUUCCAGGAAUCAAAUUCAAAACUGUGAAGAAAUCCUGUAAUCCCUUAAUUGACUUUGGCAAAAUGGAAUGGCAGUUGGUGAUCUCAAAAUUAAGGCUUGAAUAUUCCGAGCUUCAGUGGGGGAAUGGGUGGUUCCUUCCAGUUCAGAAACUGGGUCAAGUAGCCUAUGCCCACACCAGGAAUGGACUGGUGUCCCAACUGGUUUUAAUCUUGCAGGCUUCCAUCUCCUGUCAGAGCUGGUAUCUGCAGCACUGUGGGAUAAGAAUUCAUGUUCUGAGAUAGGGGUCCUCAUCAAGGCAAAGUUUCAGUUAACAGUAUCCAUGGAGUCAGGUUCCCUUCUGUCCAAAGAAAGUGGGUUAGCAGGUAACAGAUGGUUUGCAGGACAGCGAGCUGAAUUAAGAGCAAGUUCUGGUUAGCCACAGAGCUGUUUCCUAAAAGCGCUUGUUCUUAAGCUGAUAGGAAGUGUAAAUGUUUUAUUUUGGCCACGUAGAAAGUCUGUUUUUCCUCUUCAAAGAAAUUCCCUGUUUUUAUGAAAUUUUAAAAAAUAAAUUCCUGUUUACAUUGGUCUGAAUUUUAUCAUAAUUGGCCUUGCAAUUACUAAUCUAAAACUCCGAGUGCUACACCCACGGCUCAAAUGACCAUUCCCUGUGUGAUAUUUGGGACACAGUUUACCUGUCCGUGUGCAGAGGGUUCCGAGUGACGGGAAGGUCAAAGGGAGAUAGUAGUGCUUUUUGCUGUUCUGUAAACGUCUUCUCACUCCCAGUCUGCAAAGCCUGAGAGCCGUAGCUACGCACAUUUCCACUUUGAAGUCUCCUUCUGGAGGGAUCAAACCUACCUUAGCUACCACUGCUGUCCGCUGUGCGGGCUCAGAGGAGUCCCUGCCCCCUUCUCACCUGUAGUGUGCGACGGGAUCCGUAGGUCGCUUUCGAGCUUUUUGUAAUGGAACUUUUAUUUUUCUAAUAAUAAAACUGUUCCUGGAAUCCUAGAAAGCAGAAUGUUGCCGAGCAUUGAGGGGCUCUCCUCCAGACACUGAAACAUAGACUCACAAUACCUAAAGGGCUUCAAAGUACCUUCUGACUCUAGGGACUGGCCGUUCUGCUUUACCCAGAUAAACCACCCAGAAAUAAGAACAUGCGCAUUCACAGUGGUUCAUGGCCACGCAAUAAAAAGAGUUGUGCAGCGAGUGCACCGCAGCUGCCAGUCCCUGCAGAUAAUGCUUCGUUCAACCUCAAAAAAAAAAAAAAAAAAAAAAAAAAAAAGAGGUAAAGAUUCUUUUCAAUCCUUAUUUUCCUAAUGACGGUAUGAGGUUUAUUUCCCCAGAGCGACACCACAGGACCCAAAGAACCCCAACUGUCCUAAGCGACAGAAUGAGUACCUUGCUGUUUCAUUUGGUUAAUUUUUGGGAGAAUAAUCGAGUUGGAUGUCAAAAUAAAAGGCACUGUGAAAGGAUUACAGGUGGGCCUGAUAAAAUGUUAUUUCAAAAGAACUGAUGUCUCUCAGAGGAUGCUAUGUGGCACCCUUACUUCGAGUAAUGAUUUCAAUUGGGGCCCUGUCUCAGAACCUAGACAGACUGCAAAUGGAUACCAUCAAGUCUUUAUAAAUCUCUAGGGAUAGUACUUGGGGAUAUGUUUAUUGAUAAGCAUCCAAAAUCUGAGCAUCACGACUCUGAUAGAUCUCUAGGGCCCUUUUUACUGCUCACAAAAUAGCAGACUGGAAUAUUAAUUUCAAAGGCAAAUGCCGUUUUCCUAGUGUUUUUCCUCAAUUCAGUCUAAUAAUAGCUACUAGGGACUCUGGAGCGCUGGCCUGGAAAUUGACAUUGUUUCAUAGACUCUUGGCUUCCUAAGCAUAGAUGAGCCUCUUCCAAAAAUAAUUGUAUCAAUUUUUCCUAUGUUUGCCUUUUCUCAAAGCAAUCACAAGUUGUCAAUGAAUGUUAAAUGAUAGUAAAAUAUGCAAAUAUCCACUUGUGAGGUGUGUGUGUGUGUGUGUGUGUGUAUGUUACAGCUUUCUUUUCCCCCAAAGAGGAUGCAUUUUACAAAAUCACAGUCAGUGAAAAUGUAUACAGUUUGUCAUGGGAUAGUUUCUGUUUGGCAGCUUCUAAACACCAAAAGCAAAAUUACUAGUAAUAUCAAAGUAGGCUCAGAAUACAGCUUAGAAACUUAAUAUACGGGAGGGUGGUGUUCUUGUGACGCCCCCGGAUGUUCUCACUAACCAAGCAGUCAAAUUGUUGGCAUAAAUAAACAGCUCAGGCCGAGUGACACCUGAUGCCCCUCUCUACCAUGCUCAUGUAUCUCUUGAGCUUUGCUGGACCGUCCUCACUCCUUUGGCUUUCUGUUUGUGUUGUGUUGGCUUUGUUUGUUCCUUUGGCAAACAAUGGAGAAAGCCGUUCUCUCUCACUUAUGAGUUAAAUAUGGCUUCUCUCAUGUUUUGUGUUAAUCCAUACAAUCGUGAGAAGCGAGACAGACAUGCACCCUCUACAACUCCUUAUGUUAAAAAGGAAACAUAUGGAAAGCACUGACCUUUCUCGCCUAUCGCUGCUCAGGGACUGUGUUAUCUUCCGCAAGGCAGAAUUACAUCGUUAGGACCCAACCGAAGUAAAGUCCUUUGUGAAUGACUCAGGUUUUGGUUAGCUGAGAGGAUGAGUCAGGCUGGCCUUUCUGAUUGAUCCCAGGUUUAGUUUCUGCUUUCUAUCCUAAGCAGGCAGUGCUGCACAAAAAGAAGAGGCUUGUUGACAUGUGUCAUAAGUAUAAUAAUCUAGCCUCCAGAUUUCACUUCUGAUUUCCUUCCUUUAUUCCUGGAGCACGUUGCCUGUGCUAAAUAUACAUCGUUAGCCUCGUUAGAGAAAAGAGGUUUCAGCGCAAAGCCAAUACAGACGAAAGUGACCCCUAUUGCUGUUGUAAAGAGAAGGAAGUAUAGUAGGUUAGGAGUGCACUUAUUGGUGUUUUCCAAACCGUGUGGCUUGCGAGCCCAAGCAAGCUUUCAUUGUGUUGUGAAACACACGGUCCUUUGCCACAAUCGUCACUCUUCGGAUAUGGGCAAUAACUGUCACAGUUCAUGGAACUUAGAAUGUCGCGGAACUGGGAAGAGGGUGUUUUUAUUUAUAAGGAUACCUUGAGGAACUUCAGGAAACCUUCCUUUUAAUUCUAGUUCACAGCUCCCCUGGAGGACGUGUAAGUCAAAUAUUAUAAGAAGGAAGGGUAGGUUAAGCUUGUAGCUUUAAGGGGAUUUUGGCCAUUGGACAUGAAUUGUUAUCUGGGCUCACUAGUAUCUUUCAGUGAAUUUUAACUUUAUUGUCUAAAGAACUCUUAACCCGACAUGGAAAUAUUUUAAUUUUUUUAAGACCUGAGUCUGUGAUCAACACUUCAAGCCCCUAUUUGUUGAAAAGAUUUCAGAUUCUUGAAGUCAUUAACACUAGUGAAGAAUCUUCAGUUAUAUUUGACUAAACAGCUUCAAGAAGCCAAAUCAUGUCUGAGCGAUACUGAUAGUAUUUUUACAUGAAUUUUGGAAUUCUGUGAAACCACUUUGGUUAAGGCCAAGAGCAAUAUACCGCUUUCUCAGCAAAGUCAGAGGGCUAACCCUGAGUGUCGGGUUUUGUUUUGCCUUUUGCUUUUUUUUAAACUAAUUUUCUAACAUAAAGUCAAAUUAUAAAAUGUUCCUUUAUUUAAACUUGUUUAUACUAGACAGAAAAGACAUUUACAUCUUUUGAAUGCAAUCCAGCCUUUUGUCCAUUCAGAUCUCUGUAAGUUUCCUGCUUCAUAGACUGAGUAUAUCAUCCAUAUAUUAGCACCAACUGACUCAUUGAACUUCCAUUAACUUAUUGACAUCGUGACAUCGUUUCUGGCAAAAUGAAUGUUGAAUGUCAUUUAUUCAUCAUCACCUUAAGCUAUUUAAAAUAAUCUAUCAAAUGACUAUCUCAUAAGAUCCAAAACCUGGUAUUUUUCUUAGGGGUCCCUCGGAUGACAGUUCUUAAAGCUGCAUUGAUUCCAAGGACUGGUUUUUGAUUACUGCUUUUAAAAUGAAUAUGCAUAAAAGAGAUU